AUGGUGCGACUUAUCGAACCUUCACAGUCGCAAGACAUCAAUGUGAUCUCAGCCCGUACAGCACAGAGCCCAGCCACUUCUUCAAGUGAGGAGGAAUCCAAUCAAACGAGUAGAAUGGUUUCCAAGAGAGUUAUUCCAGGCACAAAGGCUGCAAGAACCAACGCGAAAAAGCGAUUUCAUCAUGGGAUUUGGAUUGAACCAUCAGUUAAAGAGUCUGACAUGGAUUGGAAACCUACUGAUGAGCAGUUGACAUUUGCGAAUGGUAUCGGCUGGGGAGAUAGUCCAGUCUCGAAAACAGUCGAGAAUAAGAUGUUCAGGCUUUUACGGAAGGAAGUUAGUGUAACGGAGGGAACAGAUGUGAAAGAGAGGACAACUGUUAGAAAGCGAAAGGCAAUGAGUAUACCUGCGCCUGUUCCAACAGAUGAAACGCCUGAUAGUACUGAUAGACGAAGUCAGAGGGUACGGAAACAGGUCAAAACAUAUAAUGACAGGGCCUUAGCUAGGAUAGCUGUAUCUUCCAGGGAGGAGUAUCGAAGUGAUAGUGAUGAUCCAGAGAGCGCAGCCCAGGAACAAACCAUGUCACCUAUACAGCCUCAAAUAGCGGUGGAGGAUCCAGUCGGCUCACCUGCUAGAUCGGAGGCCGAGUCUUCGGACAGGGAGCCUGAAACUAUCGAGAGACGAAGUCAACGAGCCCGUCCCAUGGUCAAAACUUACAAUACCAAGAUUCUGGCUGGCACAGCUGUGCAUACUCCGGCAAAGUACAUAAAGAGUCAGACUUGA
Molecule: messenger RNA, 780 nt
Organism: Botrytis deweyae
Lineage: Eukaryota; Fungi; Ascomycota; Leotiomycetes; Helotiales; Sclerotiniaceae
Exons: 1
Coding region: 1-780 (259 amino acids)
Source: RefSeq, a predicted model, not a curated record